UAAGGAGCCCCGCGGCUUCGCGACGUCGGUCGGCGCAGUGCGCUCCCCACUGGGUGCGCAGUAGCCAGUCGGCCAUCUUUGUCAAGUGUAACCUUUGUUGAUUUGUGAAAUGUGACGCUGUUCCGCGGAGAUAAUCGGUGAUCGUGAUUACGUGCCCGUGUGGUUCUCAAGUGCCAUCCAAACCCGGAUUACACAUGGAAUCGUGCUGACAGGGGCUUGUCAGAAUGUGAAUGUCUAGGCCCUCACUCACGUGGGAGGUGGGGGUGGCGGUAAAUUCGAGGAGUUGGGAGGAGGCGCUCGUCCCCAGGAGAUGGGGGAGCACGAGUCCGCUGACACGUGGUCGGCUUGGUUUCUGGACGCGAUCAGAAAGAUCCGGAGUCAGAAGCAGCGACCGAGUGUCGAGCGGAUAUGCCACGCGAUUCGUCAACACCACAAUUUCCACGAAGAAGAGAUUGCGGAACACCUGGAGGUUGCCGUGAAGCGCGGCGACGUUCUCAAAAUUUUUAAUAAGGGACAGUCAUCCUAUAAGGACCCGGGUGGCCUACAGUCACGGCCACUCAAAGUUGGCCGAGUCAGUGACCUGAGCAAGGUCAUUGGCAAGGCCGUCCGGGAGUUGGGCGAACGAGACGGUUCUACCCUCAAGAAUAUCGAGAAGUACUUGAGGCAGAGCCAUACUGUUGAGGAAGAGGCGGAGGGUGAUCUCAGGACUGCUCUGAAACUUUCCGCGAAGAGGUCAGUGGAUCGAGGAUUCGUCGUUCAGGAUGGGAAGCUCUUCAGGCAACCCGAUCGGACACCUUCCUCGACGAAGAAGAUCGGCGAAUAUGUUCAGGGUGAAAUUUCGCCCAAGUUACCAGCUCCGUUGCCGAUAUGUAAGGAGUGCCUUGGAGCAACGACAGCCGGGAACAACAAUAACGCGAAGCGCAGCGCCUCGGAGAAGCUCAGCAGGUGUAGUAUGUGUGGGGCAGCUCUGCACAACUCCUGUGCACCAGCCGACCUUGCGAUCCUCGUCGACAGAGGAACGACCUGGUCGUGUGAUGACUGUUCUCCAACCUGUGCCGGUUGCCAGUUGGAGCGGGAGUCCCAGAACUAUUUGGUCAAGUGCGCCGGCUGUGUUAAGUGUUACCACCCCUCUUGUCUGGAGCCGGCACUGGACAAGAAGAACAAGGCGCCCUGGAGGUGUCGACACUGUCAAACAACUCACACCCCUGUGCCGAAGGAUGAUGCCAAGAAGCAGAAGGGACUGGAGCCCUCGCUAGGUGAAACGACGCCCACCAGCGCUCGAAAGAAGCUCAUCAAAAUCCGUGAAAAUAGAAAGUCAAAUGUAUCGAGAAAGAGCCUCGCAGCGUCAACCCCUGGGAAGAAGAGCAGUCCGACGAUGGGUCAGGUGGACAGCAGCACGGACGGUAAUGCGGGUGUUGUCUCCCCUCGUCAACCAACCUCAAAUUCCUCUCCCAUACCCCAACUCCCCAACCCCAUGGCAGGCCAGGGUAGACUUCUCGAAGAGAAGAACGACAAGAUCUCGAAGGAGAAGCAAAAGUUUUUCAGGUUGAGCGCCUUCAAUGCCGAGCACAGCAAACUGAAACGGAUAGGGAGCGUCGAUAAACCAAAACCACCUACCAUCUUGCCUCGGACAUCCGCGAAACCGGAAAAAGUUGACGACCUGAGGAAGGUCCUUCCGAGUAGGAAGGUGCCAGUCUCGAGUAGCAGUAGCAGCAGCAGCGAAAGUUCAAGUUCAAGUUCUGAGAACAGUAGCAGCGAAGACGAGAAGGAGAAUUCGUCAAGUGAAUCGAGUGAGUCUUCUUCCUCCUCGGAGGAAGAGGAGGAGAAAGUGUCCCAAAGGAUAGCUCCUCUCAAGUCGAAGGCUCCAUUCACCUGCGAUUUGAAAGAGGACAAGCCCUGGGGAUUUGCAGCCGCGGCUGCAAAGUUGACCGUUGAGUCUCCCUUCUUCAGCAAUAUCACGAGUACCUUUGGCGCAACGCUCCCUAAACUUGAUUUGAGCGAUAAACCGACGUUCGGGCUUCACAUACAACCAGCUGCAAGUCCCUUGGGGAAGAAGAAGCAGAAAGAGAAGAAGAUCCUGGAAACGAAUGGCGAGAUCAAGGAGAAGCAGAAGGAGAAGGAGAAAGAGAAGGAGAAACCAGGAGCUGGACAACUCAAGGGUCUCUUUGAUGGACUUAGCCACUUCUUUUCCGCGCCAGGGAUCAGCAGAUCCAAGCCUGGAGCACCGAUGCCCAAUUAUGCGCCCGACAGGAGAAAAAGAACACACGAGGAGAGCAAGGAGAAGGAGAUUGGCAAGGAUGUUGUUGUCAAUCCAGUCAAGGACAGUAGAGAAGUCCACGAAGUCAAAGAAAUUAAAGAGAAGGCGAGCAAAGCCCCGAAGCUAGAAACCAGGGACGUGUCUCCAACCGUUAAGGAGAGGAAGGAGGAAUUCAAAGACUCGCCGAGAAUCCCAAAACCCGGGAUUUUCACACCCUCUGAUGAAAGUCUAUUCUCGAAUGAGAAGCCAGCCAAGAUGACUCCGUCCAACCUUGUGAAGACGGCCGUCAACAGCAAAAGGCUCGAGCACGAGAGGCGAAAGUUGAAGGGCGCGGAUGGGAUGUCUGUGAUAAAAUGUGCGACUGAAGGCGAGCAGCAGCAGCAGCAGCAGCAGCAAACUCGGAGAAAACAGCCGACAAGUCAGAGAGAUCCUGAGCCCGCCAAGUCCAAUCAAACUCCCGUUUCCAACAAGACCAAUUCCAAUCCAAAAUCCAAUCCACGUGCCUGUACUAGCGCCACCACCACCAACACCACCACGACACCCCGCGCGACACCCUGCUCCACCAGGAAGGACGAUCCCGUUCUGCCGAAUACACUGCCAUCGGGCGUGACGCAAAAGGACGUUGAUCUCUUCAAGGAGGCGCGAGAUCGAGCGAAUCGUCUGACGACAGCUGUCGAGGAACAGCCGGAAGUGGCAACUGCCGUGAGCCCCGGUGGCACCGGACCUGGCGCUGGGAGCCGAAAUCCAGCCGCCAUAGUUUUUGGAAGAUACGAAGUUGAAACCUGGUACUCGAGUCCGUUUCCCCAGGAGUACGCGAGGCUCCCGAAGCUCUUCUUCUGCGAGUUUUGCCUGAAAUACACCAAGAGUCGGGCCGUUUUAGACAGGCAUAUGGACAAAUGCCAGUGGAGGCAUCCACCCGCGACGGAAAUCUAUCGGUGCAAUGGAUUAUCAGUAUUCGAGAUUGAUGGAAACGUGAACAAGAUCUACUGCCAGAAUCUCUGUCUCCUAGCAAAGCUAUUCCUCGAUCACAAGACUCUCUACUAUGAUGUGGAACCCUUUCUUUUCUACGCGGUGACAAAAAACGACAAACACGGUUGUCACUUAGUCGGCUACUUUAGCAAAGAAAAGCACUGUCCCGCGCAAAGGUACAAUGUCUCUUGCAUCAUGACCCUACCACAAUAUCAGCGUCAGGGUUUCGGCAGGUUUCUCAUCGAGUUCAGUUACCUCCUCUCGAAAGUCGAGCGCAUUCCCGGCACACCGGAAAAGCCCCUCUCCGACCUCGGUCGCGUCUCCUAUCACUCAUUCUGGAAAAGUGUCGUGCUUGAGUAUCUCGCCAAAAAUCGGGACACUCGCGAGAUUAAAUUGAGCGACAUCACAAAUGAAACUGGAGUUUCCGGUCACGAUAUCGCGACCGCGUUGCAGCUUCUCGGCUUUCUGAAGUACGUUUGUUGCGCGAGCGGCGAGGACGUGGAGAGCAGGAAAAUAAAAAUUGUGAUCGACUGGCAAAAGGUUGACGCGCACAUGGCCAAAGUGAAGAAGACAUCAAGGAUUAAAUUGGAGCCGGACUGUUUGAGGUGGAUUCCACUUUUGACGCAGAUUCCGAAUCCCUAUCACAGUCCCGAGGAGGGCGACACCGGUUCGGAAGCGUCGCCGAUCUUGGAACCGAAGCCGAUGCCGACCAUUGUCGAGAAGAUGCAGAAAGUGAAGAUCAGGAAGAAGUCGAGGGGACGGAAGAGCUUGCACAGGCGGUCUCUGUCGAUGAAAGCCAAAACGCCGCAGAAGAAUGUGCAGAAGGAGAAAGAGUUGAGGGAGAAAGAGCAGAAGGAGAAGGAGCAGAAAGAGAAGGAGCAGAGGGAGAAAGAGGAGAAAGAGCAAAAGGAGAGAGAGCAGAAGGAAAGGGAGCAGAAGGAGAAAGAGCUGAAAGAGAGAGAGCAGAAGGAGAGUCAAAAAAUGGAAAAACUGGUGGAUGCGACACCUGCUGUUGCCGAGCGGCAAGAAGUCGAGUUAAAGACGCCUGCACGAAGUUCUCGAGCGUCGAGUGCAAGUUCGAAAAGUUCGACAUCGAAGUCGAAAGUGGCAGCAACGCCUCUGGUGUCGGCGUCUGGAAGGAGAAUGCGAGGUUCGAAGACGCCAAGUGAGGUGGCGCCACCUGCGAUAACAGCGACGCCAACCAGUUCGGUGACGCCUUUGAGAAAACGAAAACAUUCCGAAAAGACUGAAGAGGACGAGGUGGAGGAGGGCAGUAGCAGGAAAAGGAGACGAGAGUCGCAGAGAGAGAAGGGCAAGGAGAAGGAGCGAGAAAAGGAGAAGGAGAGGAUAAAGGAGAAGGAAAGGGAGAUGAAGGAGAAGGAGCGAGAGAAGGCGAAAGAGAUAAAGGAGAAGGCGAAGGAGAAGGAAAGAGAGAGGCUUAAAGGAAAGGAGAAGAGAGAGAGGAAGGAGAAGGUAAAGGAGAAGGAGCAACCUGUGAAGGAGGUGAGGAAUCAGAAAACUCCGCCGAAGGAAAUUGUCACGCCGGUAAGUGCGCGUGCGGCAAAGAAGCAGAGUAAACUCGACGAGAUUCUUCGUAAAGUUACCAGCCGACAGACGAAGCAUUUGCAGGCGAAACUCGCAAAAGAGAAGAAGGAGGAACUCUGCAAUGGCAAGGAGGACAAGGAGAUUAAAGCAACAAAUGCUUCGACGCCGAGAAGAGGCCGAGCCAAGGGAGUGGCGAAUGAUUCUAAAAUUCCAGUUGAGGAAGUUGUGCCUGAACCUGCUAAAGUUUCGAGUCCAGAAGUGGAAAAAGUUGCGGAAUCUGUCCCUCGGUCACCUCUGCGAGAUCCUGAACCUGAACCACCUGAACCCGAACCAGAGCCUGAAUCUGCGGAAUCACGUCUUGAGCGAGAGGAACCGAUUGAGUCUAAUCCUGAGUCGGCCGAAAGUGGAAUUGCAAUUCCGGUGGAACCUUCCGCAAGUCCGGGAGAGUAUGAGGGUGGUGAUGAGGACGAGGGCGAGGAGGAGGAGCGUUCGAUACCAAAGCCGGUUCAGCGUAAUCCGAAGGCAAAAGUGGAAGAGGUGGAAGAGCAGGUGAAAGAAAAUGUGAGGGAAGAAGCGCCGGAGAAAGUGACGGAAAUGGAAAUAGAAACGCCAGAAGAAAUCGAGGAGGAGUUGAAAGAGAGGGAGGAGGAGGAGUCGAGAGAGGAUGUGGAGGAGUGUCUGCCAAAGGAAGAGUCUAAAGACGAGGAGUCCAAAAAACCGGAGCAAGAUUCCAGGCCGGGUGAGGAGAUCCUCGAGGAGGAGAAGCCGCGCGAAGAGGUGAAAGAAGUGAAUUCAAAAAUCCCGGAGAAACUGGAUAAUACACCUCCAGUCGCAAGAAAAGAGAUCUCGAUCGCAAGUCUCGAGCCGGAAAUACAGCAGAAUGAGAAAAUGAUGAGUAUGACAAGUGAGGAAGUGAUGCAGCAGCAGGAGGAUAAGGAGCACUUGUCCGAGAGCGGGAAGACAACGCCGCACGAAAAUCCUGGAUCGGUGAAAAGAACCCCGCCAUCUCAGCCCGAUUUGCCUUCCAUGGGAGUUUACACUCCCGACUCGACGACCAACUCGGUCCACUCGUUGCACUACGGCCAGUGCGAUUUGGAUGUGAGCCAAUUGGGCCUCGAGUCGCCAACCUCGAUUGCAAGUGACUUGGCGUCGCAGAACAGUGUCGAGAGACCGCCAAGUGCCGCUCUGCCGAUGCAGCAGAGUUCGGUUGGUCCGAUGUCGAGCGGCUCGAGUAGCUCGAUGCAGCAGAUAUCAGCGCCACCCACUCCCGUCUCGUCGGUGAAUGUGACACAGGUUCAAUAUUCGGACUGCUCGAUGCCCCAACACACGCCGCCGUCGCAUGUCGCGAUUCAUCCGAUGCAUCAGCCAUCACACACGCCGCAAAAUGUCCAGCAGCCGCGAACGCCGCAGAGUAUUCCAACCCAGAGUCCCCAGCCAAUGCCGCAGCAGAGUCAUACGCCGCAGCCAAUGCCACAGCAGAGUCACACGCCCCAGCCGAUGCAGCAACAGCAGACGCAUGCGCAGAAUAUGCCGACGCACAGUCCACAGCCGCAGAUGGCGCAGAAUACUAAUACUUCUAGUACUACUACUAAUAAUAAUAAUAAUAAUCAUACGACGACGCAGAGUCAUACGCCCCAGCCAAUGCAACUUUCGCUUCAACAAAGUCAGGGUAUUCAGCAUAGUCAAAGUCAUAGUCAGGCGCAACAGCAGCAGCAGCAACAACAACAGCAGCAACAGCAGAGUCAACAGUCGCACUCGCACAGUAGUAAAAGGGCCAGCGGUUCCCAGACGAGUCAUCGGUCAAGAUCAAAUCAACAGAGCCGAUCUCAUCGGGCAACGCCUCCAACACCUCACAGCCAGAGUUCUCAGCACACCCACGCGACAUCUCACAACAGCCAUCUGCCUCCCCAAUACCAGCAGUCAUCAUCCAUGACCGUUCCACCGGUUCCUCAUCCCCAUUCUCACAGUCACGCCGCCCACUCUCACAAUAUGGCCGUCAUCUCCCAAGGAAAUUACAUGACCGUUGCCUCUCAGCCCUUCCCGACCCAGAAUACCUACGUAAUUCACAAUCGGGGCGGCAGAUCUGGGGUCCCGACAACUUGCGCGACCGCCACCAAUUUCUAUAUCCCCUCUGGCUCGAUGCCUCACUCGCACACGGCCGCGCCUUCCCUGACAGGAUCGGCAGGUCAUCAGACCACCAACUCCUGCAGUCUCGCCAAGCUUCAACAGCUGACCAACGGCCUCGACAUGAUACCGCCAACUCCACCGCCGGGGAUGAAUCUCACCCCGCCGCCCAUUCCCCACACGAUGACGCCGCCCCAGACCUCGCGGCAACUUUCCACACCGCCGCAGGUGCCUCUCGGCUACGCAAAGAACUACUACAAUGUGAAUGCCGUGCCGCCAGGCACGCCCGGGGCCUCAAGUCGUUCGGCCUCGUCCCGCUCCUCGGCAAACGCGAACAUGAGUUCGUUGACGCAACCCUACACGAGCGAGAGUCUCUACAGACAGUCGUUGGACCCGGGCGGCACGUGUACGCAAAUGCAAAGCGCGGCGAGCCGCGUCAGUCCAAAUGUGGCGCUCAACACGAAUCUCAUGGCGGCUGCGCAGUACGGUUACAGGGUUGCGCAGCCCGCGACAGGUUACAUGAAUCAGGCGGCGCAAUUGGGCGGAUUUAUGAAUCAGGCGAGUCAAUUACCGGUUGGGGUGGUCAAUGUGCCCGCGCCUUACACUCAGGACCCGCAUCAGCAGAAUCCGACCGCGGUUUACACGACCUAUCACAGUUACAUCAACGGAAGUCUCAUGCAGCCGUUGAACAGCACGAUGAGGCCGCGCUAACAAUCGCGUGUUUUGAAAAAAAAAAAAAAAACAACAACAAACAAACAAAAAACUCGAAACUGAUUUGGUUUGUGAUGUCGCGAACCCCAUAGAAGGAUUCUCAGAGAGAUUUUAAUUCGAGCGUGGCAAAAACACCUCGCAGAAUACUACUGUUCUUCUCUAUAUCUGGUGAGAAGCGACUUUUCGACUCUGUGAGUAUUCUUCAGGAAGUUUUUUUUUUUUUGUUUUCUUGUAAAUUACCUACCUGCAGGUGUCUUGAAGACGAUCUUUCUGACUAUCCCGUCGUACUAAUACUGUUCUCUAAUAGAAUUACAAAUCAAAUCAGAGCUCGGAACUCGGGUCGAGUGAAGAGAAAAUUAGGAUCCAAUUGGCUCUCUGAGAGGGGCGAGUGUCUUUUUUUUUUUUAAAUUUAAUUUAAUUUAAUUUUUUAAUUUAAAAUAGAAC
Belonocnema kinseyi is the source of this 8050-nucleotide messenger RNA. It is a transcript of the gene enok, whose product is annotated as histone acetyltransferase KAT6B. Gene Ontology annotation, cellular component: nucleosome; MOZ/MORF histone acetyltransferase complex. Gene Ontology annotation, biological process: regulation of DNA-templated transcription; nucleosome assembly. The record is from RefSeq and is a predicted model, not a curated record. Bases 311 to 7606 code for a protein of 2431 amino acids. Lineage: Eukaryota; Metazoa; Arthropoda; Insecta; Hymenoptera; Cynipidae. The transcript is spliced from 7 exons. Gene Ontology annotation, molecular function: DNA binding; histone acetyltransferase activity.